CGAGUAGUACGGACGCGUUCCGGUUGAAUUGUUUGCCUAAGUGAAGUGCGAAUAGCAAAGAAUAGUAAAAGUAACAAAUCGGACGUAUUCAAUCAGAACAAAACAAUAAUAAAUGUCAAACGAUUGUUUAAAAGUGAGGAGAAAGUAUCUCAAAAUAACAAAUGAAGGACUGAGAAUUGUUAAAAUAAUUAAAUAAUUUGUUAAUUUUAAUUUUCAAAAAUGGAUUUCGACCAAAUACUCGAAGAGAUUGGCGAAUUCGGACGUUAUCAGAAAACAAAUUACUUACUAAUUUGUUUACCGGUAAUGUUCGCCGCAGCGAAUAGUCUGUCGUAUGUCUUUACUGCCGGCCCACCAACUUACAGAUGUUUAAUUCCAAAAUGUGAUAAUCCGGCGCAACCAGAUCUAUUAGCGCCGUGGUUAGUAAAUGCUACUCCCGGAGUAACAGAUAAAAAAGGUGUAUUCACACCUGAAACUUGCUAUCGUUUUCGUUUAAAUGAAAGUAUAACAUCUAGUGAUGAUGACAACAACCUUGGUCAAUGCCCAAAAAGUUAUUUCAUGACAAACGUCAAGGAACGUUGUCAUGAAUGGGUUUUUGAUACUGAAGAGCGCACCAUAGUUCAAGAAUGGCAACUUACGUGUAAAGAGAAUAUCUGGAAAUUAGCUUUUGUAGGCACAAUGCACUUUGCUGGUCUUGUGUUGGGUACAGCAUUGUCUGGUUACUUUGCUGAUCGUUUUGGACGCAAAAUAGUUUUCAUUAUUUGUAUUAUUUUUAUGGCUAUAACCGGCAUAGCCCAGGGACUUGCUUGGGACUAUAACAGUUUCUUAUUAUUUGCUUUCCUUAAUGCAGUCGGAACAUCCGGUGUAUAUCCACUUGCAUUUAUAAUUGGCGUGGAAAUGGUUGGUCCUCGUAUGCGUGAAAUGUCGUCAAUAGUUUUAAACUAUUUCUACGCUAUUGGUGAAGCUAUGGUUGGAUUGACUGCAUGGCUACUUCACGAUUGGCAAUUGUUACAAUUUGCACUGUCCGUACCGCCUUUAUUCUUUAUAGUAUAUUACUGGAUAGUACCGGAAUCGGUACGUUGGUUACUUGCACGCAACGAGAAAGAAAAGGCAGGGUUAAUUAUACAAAGAGCAGCAGCGAUAAAUAAAAAGGAAUUAUCAGCGGGACUAUUGGCCAACUUUAAGGUUGAGAAUUGUAAUGGAACCAAAUCCAAAUCAAAAGCGGAUAAGAAUGAAAUCUGGUCAGCAGUAAAGCAAGUGUUUAAGUCAAAAACUUUACUGAUACGUUAUACAAUUAUGUUAUAUAUAUGGGCUAUCAACGCUGUCGUCUUCUACGGACUGUCAUUAAAUUCCACUAACUUAAGCGGAAACAAGUAUAUUAAUUUUGCACUGGUUUGCUUAGUUGAGAUACCUGGUUACUCCUUAGCCUGGAUUUCAUUACGUCGGUUUGGACGUCGUUUAUCUCUUACCGGUUCGUUGUUUCUUUGUGCUGUAACGUGUGUGGCAGGUGGCUAUAUAACCAAAGUACAACUAAAUUUGGAAUCACGUACUACAUGGGCUAUUAUUACGCUAUUUUUAAUUGGUAAAUUGGGCAUUACAUCAUCAUUUGCUGUAAUAUAUACUUAUACAGCAGAAAUGAUGCCAACUGUAAUACGUAGUGGUGGUGUUGGUGUUAUGUCUACUUUUGCUCGAUUUGGUGCUAUGCUUGCACCUUUUGUGCCGCUCUUGGGAGUUUAUUUUGAACCUCUGCCAUUACUUCUUUUUGGCGCAGCUUCAUUUUCCGCUGGCAUAUUGGCCUUGUUAUUACCAGAAACAUUUCGUAAAAAAUUACCUGAUACAGUAUUAGAUGCAAAACUAUUAGGUAAAAAUAAAAAAAAGACCACAGAAGAUGAACCAGAGGGAAUUAGAAAUAAUAGUACAAGUAACUCGAACGAUGAGCCUGUUGGUAUUCAAAGUGAUACUGGAUAAAAUUAAUAAUAGAUUAAUAUAUAGAUUUUGGAUAAUGGAGUACAAAGCUACUUUUUGUUUAAGUAUUUAAAGAAAACCUAUAUACAAUAUAGC
Messenger RNA from Teleopsis dalmanni, 2058 nucleotides. RefSeq names its product organic cation transporter protein. The transcript has 11 exons. Bases 220 to 1965 code for a protein of 581 amino acids. The record is from RefSeq and is a predicted model, not a curated record. Gene Ontology annotation, biological process: transmembrane transport. Gene Ontology annotation, molecular function: transmembrane transporter activity. Gene Ontology annotation, cellular component: membrane. NCBI's taxonomy places the organism in Eukaryota, Metazoa, Arthropoda, Insecta, Diptera, Diopsidae.